This is a messenger RNA of Paecilomyces variotii, 2577 nucleotides long. RefSeq lists its product as hypothetical. The transcript is spliced from 4 exons. Gene Ontology annotation, cellular component: Set1C/COMPASS complex. Gene Ontology annotation, molecular function: protein binding; transcription cis-regulatory region binding. Lineage: Eukaryota; Fungi; Ascomycota; Eurotiomycetes; Eurotiales; Thermoascaceae. Bases 1 to 2577 code for a protein of 858 amino acids. The record is from RefSeq and is a predicted model, not a curated record.
AUGGCGUCUCAUUCCCAACCGUUUACUGCUGCUCCGGCGGCUGCUCCAGCCAACCAACCUCCAGUCUUACCGGAGUCAGCAGGGACUCGCUGGGCCCCUCGAGAUCCGUUGAGGCCCGGCGCGGCGGGCGAAGCUUCGAGCCUUUGGGUCAAGGAAGCUGCCGCAUUUGGGGGAAGGCUUCUUUGGGGCUGCGCACACUGCGGCAGCACGGCAACCCGCUUCAAGGGCCUCCGUGAUCAUCACAGUGGGAGGGACGGCUCUAGGGGCAUGCACCCGGAUCAUCCCUUUGAGGACUUUACGUGCUGUAUAAAUAAUCCGAAUCUGCAAACCCCGCGUCCUCUCAUUCCCGAACUCAGGGAAGCGGCAGUCAGGGCAAUCAACGAGGGCAGAGUGCUGCCAUAUACUCUCCAACGCUUCGACCAAUUUUAUACCGGCCCUGCGCUCCCUGCAUACCCUCCUGGCCUUGCGCCAGCCGGCCUCGCUCCCUCUUUUGCUCCAACUCUGGCCCCAGCCCCGGCCCUUGGUCCUGGUCCUCUUCUUCCUACUCUUCCUGACUUCGGUCAUCUCACCAGUCUAAAUCAGCAUACGCCUGCUGCCAACAAUUUCCCUGCCCCUUCCUCCGCCUAUUCCUCUGAUCAAGCUGCCGGCCCGGCUUUCGAGGAUUUCCCCACCACGUCUGACCAGUGGCCUUUCUUCCCAGAAGAGGACUACCCGGUUCUGGGAGAACAGCAAACAGGGGCAGGCACAGAAGUAGAAUUCGGCAGUCAGUACUACUCGUAUAACCCCGGAGAAUACGAGGAAAGCAUCAACUCUCCAGCCCCUGCAUCCACCAACGGUCAAGAAACUAGCAACACAAUGGCAGACCAUGCGAAAUCAUCUCCUGCUCCCUCCCUGGCAGCCGAUAGUGCCAGAUCCAAACGAAAUAAACGCGAUAGUCGCAAAAAACGCGAGGCAAAAGGCCUUGAUCAGGACAAUAUGCCCCCUAAAAAGAAAGCCGUCAUUGCUCACAGCUCAGCUGUCCCCUCUUCUGCUCUUUCGAUCCUUCGUCCUAUGCUCCUUGCCGAUCCUCGUCCCUCUGACCUCCUACCCGCGCAGCCCCGUCAUCUGAACUUUGUGUAUCAGAAGACUUCUGAUGUCCUCAACCAGAGUUGGCGUUUCUACGAAGUCGUCGAUAAACUCACAAACAAGAACGGCUUCCGUUACAGCUAUGCCGUUGCCGAUCCCGGAUUUCCACACAUCAAGUACCGCCAAACUGAUGUCCCGCCUUAUCAUGCUCGAUUCAGCUUUGAGGAUUCUCCUGCUGCGAUCACCUUCACCCAAGAUGCUUUGGCCGUUACGACCAACGAGCCCUGGCACACUGCUCGUGCCAACGUCUGUGCAAGAGAGGGGUCUUAUUAUUACGAAGCUCGCGUCGUGAGUGGCAUCGUCGAUCCAGCACGGCGUGUGUCGAGCGCUGGUUCUGACUCCACGUCUCGCGGACAUGUUCGCCUCGGUUUUGCACGGCGUGAAGCUGAACUCGACGUCAACGUUGGGGUUGACUGCUAUGGUUACGGCAUACGUGACGUGAAUGGCGAAGUUGUCAAUCGGAUGCGCUGCGAGUAUUUCUUCCCCAAGGGAGAGGCCAUUCACGAGGGCGACGUGAUAGGCAUGCUUAUUACUCUUCCACCUCUCUCCCUCCACAAGAAAGUCGUCGAAGGCACCUAUGACCCCGCUGUCGAUGGCGAUGGCAAGAACCUCCACUCUGACCAACCUUACUAUACCAAUAUGAUCCGCGACCGUAUCCCAUUUCACCUCAAAUCAGAUUUCUGCUGGCAACAGUCCAAUAUCUUCCCAACCAAACAUCUUCGAGACUACGCAUUCAACCUGAAGGAGACCCCCACCUUCGGCCCACCAUCACCUCUGAACAGCGAAGAUCCGUCUCUUCGUACCCUGCCUGGUUCUAGCAUCACUAUCUUCAAGAAUGGCGUCAAGAUGGGUACGCCUUUCAAAGAGCUCUACGCCUUCCUUCCGCCCGCCAGUCGACUGGCCAACGGGUCGAACAACCUUGGUAUUGGCGAAAGAGAAAAUGCAGACGAUGGCAUGAUUGGGUACUUCCCCGCCGUCAGCUGCUAUGGGGGAGGUGCGGUGGAAUGUCGUUUCGAAGGACCCUGGUGGGUUGGUCCCCCUUCAACCACGGAGGACGGCCAGCCGAUCCGUGCUAUUGGAGAGAGAUUCAACGAUCAGAUCGUGGAAGAUGUCCUCGCUGACAUCAUUGAUGAAGUCGAAGCUAUGUUCCUGUGGGGUGGCCUGGAGGGAGACAUUGUCGCGCGCAAUACGGGCUUUGACGGUCAGGGAACCGGUGGCAUUGGAGGCGCGGAUGUGGCUAACGGCGGCGUGGGAGCCGUUUACCAGGCUGCUGCCGCAUCAUCUACUCGCUCUGCGCCUGCGGAUGGGGACCAUGAUGAACCUGCCGGUCAUCAUCUCAGUCAUAUCGGUAACGAAGAUGGAAUGAGCGUGGACGCAGUAAGCACGCCAGACGCCGGUCCUGUGGGCGCAGGAGUUGAUGGCGCAGAUGACAAGGAUGUUGAGAUGACCUGA